AUGGCGUCUUCCUCCAUCCUGAGAGCAGCGGCGGAGAGAAUCGCCCCUUCCGCCCGGCGGCAGGCCCUCACCCUCACGGACGCCGCCGCAGACAGGAUCCGCCAACUGCUUGGCCUCCGGCAGCGGAGCUUUCUCAAGCUCGGGGUCAAGGCCCGAGGCUGCAACGGCUUAUCCUAUACCCUAAACUACGCAGGUUCGUUGGUUUCUCGAUUCCCCAGACCUUCUCCUCUUUGAUUUCGGGCCUUUGCAUUUGGUCAUUGUUUUACUCGCGGGAUUUAGGAAAUAUUCUGUCUCAGUUCACGGGAAUUGAUUCCGCGUGAGAUUAUUUCUUAUUUCCUUAGAGGGAGACUCUAGCAAGGGUUCAUCCAAACGUUUCAUCUGAUUUUUGAAUUUUUUGAUUGGAAUCAGAAAAUCAUGGGCUAGAAGGUUCCGUGAUUUUAGCCCCUUAUAUUCUUUUGACGUGUUUUUGAAUUUCGCAGAAUGGAUGAAUAAUUAUAAACCGGCCGCAUGAUUUUUCUCCCUCUUUGUGGGAAAAUAUAUAAUUCUGGCAUCUCGUGCGUGGGUGAAGAGCCAAAGUGCUCCUUUAAGAAAUCAUGGGGAAUUACAGCUCUAGUUUCAAUAAAUGAAGGAGUUGAAAAUGUGAUCAGGCACUUUCCCCAUUGGUAAGUCAUUGUUGGCAAGUAGACAGGACAUAAUGUUUCAGAAACGUGAAGAGAUCAUACAUCUAACGAUGAUUAGAAAUAUUUUCUAAAUGGAGGCAUAGAGAGUCAUAUGGAAUUGCUUGAUUAUGAACGAAGGGUCAAAUGCGAAUUCAUGCGGCCGGUCAGAACUUUCAUGAGAACCUAAAAAGUCUGUGUGUGUAUAUAUCUAUGCUUGCAUGUGUGUGUGUGUGUGUGUGUGUGUGUGUGUGUGUUUGUGAUUUCUUGUAUUGGUUGAAUGGGAUCUAUCAGCCACUGUUCUCAGAUAUGUUUAAAUCAAAGACCAGAGAGCAUUUUUCUUUGCCAUAUAUAGCUCAGCCGGAUUUGUGGAGAAAAGAUGCUCAAAAAAUGUUUUGUUUGUAUGCAAUUUUUUGCUAGGUUUCAUGCUUAAGUGGAAUUAAUGAUGUCAAGAUCCUCAGGAAUGAAUGCUUAGACAGAUAUUCCCGCAGAUCAGCUACUCCCUUGGUUACUCUGUUGAGUUUUCUUCCUAAGCACCUCUAGGAGGGUGUGUAGGUGUUGGGCAUUAAGAUUUAUGCUUCCUUCUUCUCUCAUAUAAUUCAUUUUCUCUCACACACAGAUUGAAUCUCUGACCCACUGUUUACUUUCUAAAGCAGAGAAAACAAUGUAAUUCUCGUACAAUCGACAUUUUUCGUUCUUAAUGAUGGUUUUUUUCCGGCUCCCUUAUGUAAUCCUCUUCUUUGCACCCCGAUCCUUGGUAUUUCCAAUAACCUAUAAACUGGCAAUGAUCCACACCUGAUCUAGCCUUUGAUGCUGACCCUUCUUCAGAUGAGAAGGGGAAAUUCGAUGAGCUGGUUGAGGACAAAGGUGUCAAAAUACUCAUUGAUCCCAAGGCUCUCAUGCACGUUGUUGGGACCAAAAUGGACUUCGUGGACGACACGCUCAGGUAGGUGACCCUACGAGUGAACUAAUCAGAAUGGAUUUUCCCCCGAAUGCAUAGCUUUCCCACGACGAUGUGGGCAUCUUCAUUUCUGAUCGUUGGUCCUUUCAUUUUAGGUCCGAGUUCAUAUUUAUCAACCCUAACUCGAAAGGCCAAUGCGGCUGUGGAGAGUCAUUUAUGACGUCAGGCAGUCAACCAAUGGCUGCCGGUGACUAG
Messenger RNA from Spirodela intermedia, 1812 nucleotides. The record is from the annotation of a GenBank genome assembly. NCBI's taxonomy places the organism in Eukaryota, Viridiplantae, Streptophyta, Magnoliopsida, Alismatales, Araceae.